Syzygium oleosum is the source of this 3706-nucleotide messenger RNA. RefSeq names its product receptor-like protein kinase 5. The record is from RefSeq and is a predicted model, not a curated record. Bases 329 to 3406 code for a protein of 1025 amino acids. Lineage: Eukaryota; Viridiplantae; Streptophyta; Magnoliopsida; Myrtales; Myrtaceae. The transcript has 2 exons. Gene Ontology annotation, biological process: protein phosphorylation. Gene Ontology annotation, molecular function: ATP binding; protein kinase activity; receptor serine/threonine kinase binding.
GGGUGCUCUCUGAAGUGUAUUCCAGAGGAAUGUUGAGAUAAGGAAAAUAUCAUUGGCUCUUUGAUUCUUCCCUCUUUCAUCCGUUGACUGAGAUGUACAUGAGCAGAGCAAAAUCGAAAAGAACGAAAGGGAACAAAUUCGUUCACACCCAUCAUCUGAGGAUCCACCAAAUUCUAGCACUUUGAAACAAGGUUAAAAACCUGGGGGUUCCUCACGAGCAAUAAACAAAAGCAAACUAUCACGUUUUGCUUCAUGUUGAGCUGAUAGAUCUCUAUUUCCAACACCGGAGGGUCUCUCUAACCGAAAAAAGACUGAAUGACCUUCAAUUAUGCCGAGACUAACCUCAUCGCUGCCUCAUAUUCCCAUCUUCUUCCUCUUAUGCAUUCCUUGUCUCGUCUUCCUCUGCUCCCUCUUCCCUGUUGCAGAGUCUCAAAUCCAAGAUCAAGAACAGCAAGUCCUGUUGAAGCUGAGGCAAUCCUGGCAAGACCCAUCUUCCCUUGCCCACUGGGUCGCCUCCAAUUCAUCCUCCCACUGCACAUGGCCCGAGAUCACAUGCCAAAAUGGCUCGAUCACCGAGCUCAAUCUUGUAUUCCUGAACAUAAAUUAUUCGAUCCCCCCAUUCAUCUGCGACCUCAAGAAUCUGACCAAGCUCAAUGUCUCCAACAACAAUAUUCCUGGAGAGUUUCCAACAGUUCUCUACAACUGUUCCAAGCUCGUGUACCUCGACCUGUCCCAGAAUUACUUCGAAGGUCCUAUUCCAUCCGAUAUUGACCGCAUGGCCGAUCUUCAGGUCCUGAUUCUCGCCGCCAACAGCUUCUCGUUUGAAGUCCCAGUGUCGAUCGCGAGGCUGCGGAGGCUGAGGAUCCUUCACCUUUACCAGUCCGAGUACAACGGCACUUACCCUAAAGAGAUUUUUAGCCUCACCAAUCUUGAAGAACUGAGGCUUGAAUACAACGACAAGUUCGCGCCGUCGCAGCUACCGCAGAACUUCACUGCCUUGAAGAAGCUGCGGUUCUUCUCGAUGGCGCAGACGAACCUGUUUGGUGGAAUCCUGGAGACAGUCGGCGAUAUGGAGGCUCUUGAGCACUUGGAUUUGGGGAUGAAUCGCUUGACCGGAGAGAUCCCGGGCAGUAUUUUCACUCUGAGGAACUUAAGGGAGUUGUACGUGUACACGACCAAUGUGUCUGGGUCGAUCCCUCAGGCAGUCAGCGCGGACAACCUGAGAGUGAUCGAUCUGUCAGAUAAUAAUUUGACGGGGAACAUACCUGAAGAUUUCGGGAAGCUCAAGAAUCUAUCCAGCUUGAAUUUAGAGUUCAAUCAAUUGUCUGGUGGAAUCCCGGAAGGAAUCGGGCGUCUUCCCGCUUUGAGCGAUGUCAGGCUGUCCAACAACAGUUUAUUAGGAAUGAUCCCCCCGGACUUCGGCAAGUUUUCUGCACUCACAAGGUUCGAAGUGGCCUUCAACAACUUGACUGGUACGUUGCCGGAACAACUGUGCCGCAGCAGCGCGCUGUUCGGGUUGGCGGCUAUGGACAACAAUCUCAGUGGGGAGUUGCCGGAGUCACUUGGAAAUUGCAGUUCUUUGUCUGCCAUUAGAUUGAACAACAAUGGAUUCACAGGCAAUGUGCCUGGAGGACUCUGGACGUCACCGAACUUGAGGACUUUGAUUUUGAGUGGUAACGGAUUAAUUGGCAUGCUUCCCAGGGAGCUGUCCCCCAACCUCACUCGGAUUGAGAUGAGCAACAACAAAUUCUCCGGCAAGAUUCCUAGCAUAGUGUCAUCAUGGAGGAACUUGGUGGUGUUUGAUGCCAGUAAUAACCUCCUCAGUGGCAUCGUUCCGACUGAAUUAACCGAGCUUCCUUCUCUGACAACUCUUUUGCUAGGUCAGAAUGAUCUCUCUGGGAAUCUUCCCACAGCUAUUGUUUCGUGGAACUCCUUGAGCACUCUGAAUGUUAGUCACAAUCGAUUGGUGGGACCGAUUCCCAGCAAAAUCGGUCUUCUACCGGUACUCACGCAGUUGGACCUGUCUGAAAACCAACUGUCUGGCUCGAUUCCUCCUGAAAUCGGCCAGCUGAAGCUGAACCUUCUCAAUUUAUCCUCCAAUCGCCUCAGUGGACGAAUCCCAGACGAGUUAGAGAACACUGCGUAUGACUCCAGUUUCCUGAACAACCCUGGCCUCUGUGCAUCCAAUUCGUUCAUGAGGCUCAAUGUCUGCAAUUCCCAAUCCCGUAGAUCGAGCAAAAGCUCGCCGACCAAUCUCACCUUGAUUGUGGUCUUGGCCAUCGCUGCGGCGAUGUUCAUUUUGUUGGCGGCGGUAUUCACUAUCAGAGCUUCCAGAAAGAAGAGAUACGGAUUUGAUUCAACUCUGAAACUGACCCCAUUCCAAAGUUUGAAUUUUACAGAAUCGGAUGUUCUGUCGGGAUUGAAGGAGCAUAAUGUGAUUGGAAGUGGUGGAUCAGGAAAAGUAUACAGAAUUAUUGUGAAUCGUUCUGGUGAUGCCGUCGCGGUCAAACGGAUUUCAAAUAACCGAAAAUUGGACGAGAUGCUAGAGAAGCAAUUCUUAGCAGAAGUGGAGAUACUUGGGAACAUAAGGCAUCUGAACAUUAUCAAAUUACUGUGCUGUAUUUCUUGUGAGAACUCGAAACUCGUAGUGUACGAGUACAUGGAAAAUCACAGCUUGGACCAUUGGCUUCACAAGACGACAAGAUCGUCAUCGGCCUUGGGUGUAGCCAACAAUAUAUUCUUGGAUUGGCCCAAAAGGUUACAGAUUGCGCUAGGAGCCGCUAAAGGACUUUGCUAUAUGCACAAUGAUUGUUCACCACCCAUCAUCCACCGAGACAUAAAAUCAAGCAAUAUUCUCUUAGACUCCGAGUUCAACGCAAAAAUUGCUGAUUUUGGUCUUGCAAGGAUGCUGGUCAAGCACGGAGAAGCAGUUACGAUGACAGGUGUUGCCGGUUCUUUCGGCUAUCUUGCACCAGAGUAUGCUCAUACAACAAGAGUUAACGAGAAGAUCGAUGUUUAUAGCUUUGGAGUCGUUCUCUUGGAACUGACGACCGGGAGGGAGGCUAACGAUGGGACCGAAGACAUGUGCCUCGCUGAUUGGGCAUGGCAUCACAUCCAAGAUGGCAAGCCGAUGUCCGAUGCCAUAGAUGAGGGGAUCAACAACGACUUGAACCUAGGUGGAAUAAGCAAUGUCUUUAAGCUCGGCAUCUUUUGCACUGCGACGCUGCCUUCCAUGAGGCCUACAAUGAAGGAGGUACUGCAAGUGCUGCUCAAAUGUAGCAAUCCGCUUUAUGAUGUUGAGAAGAAAUCCCGACACAAGUUCGAUGUCGCCCCCCUGCUCGGAAAUUCUAAGUACGAGGAAAUGCCGCACAGCGAUUACUGUGUUCUUGAGUGCAAUGCGUACUGAUUCUGAGCAGUAAAAACAGUUGCUGAAGCUUUGGGAAGAGAUUUGGACUCCUAACUUCUGUAAAACUUCCUCCACUUAUCCUACAGAGAGAGGCGCAUCAUAUGUUUGUCGAACUGUGUAUUAGUGUCCCAUACGUAAGACUAGUUUUCAAUAUACUAUAGAAUAUACAGAAUAUAUGAGAGAUGGAUAUGUAAAUUUGAGCUAGAUUGAUGGAGAACAAGCAGGUUGUGCACUUGGUGGAGAAGGUGUUGAACAACCUUUAUCUAUUGAAGUAAUAAGAUCAAAGAUGAAGAGCACGCA